Aspergillus nidulans FGSC A4 is the source of this 750-nucleotide messenger RNA. RefSeq names its product chitin deacetylase. Gene Ontology annotation, molecular function: hydrolase activity, acting on carbon-nitrogen (but not peptide) bonds. The record is from RefSeq and is a predicted model, not a curated record. Lineage: Eukaryota; Fungi; Ascomycota; Eurotiomycetes; Eurotiales; Aspergillaceae. Gene Ontology annotation, biological process: carbohydrate metabolic process. The transcript is spliced from 3 exons. The coding region runs from base 1 to 750 and encodes 249 amino acids.
AUGCUGUUUCCUAAUGUGCCGGGUGUGGCAUCUCUUCUCUCACUCUUCGCCGCAACCCUCAUCCUAAACACUCAAGCCCUAGCCAUCAAUACAAUAGCAAACCUCACAGACCGACAACCGCGUGUUUCCUACGGUCUAUACAUUCACCAUUGCUACGUUCCUGGAGUGGUAGCCCUAACCUUCGAUGACGGACCCUACAUUUACACAGAAGAACUCCUCGACAUACUCGCGCAGUACGGCGCCAAAGCGACCUUCUUUGUGAAUGGCCACAAUCUAGCUGGCAACGAAUGGCUCAUCCAGCGUGUUGUAAAUGAAGGCCACCAGCUAGCAUCGCACACAUGGGGCCAUACCGAUCUUACUGUUCUCAGCUAUGAUCAAAUCGUCGACCAAAUGACCCGACUCGAGUCUGCCUUUGUAGCAUCCGUCGGGGUAGUCCCUACCUACAUGAGGCCACCGUACCUCGCCGCCAAUGACUAUGUUCUGGGCGUCAUGGCUGAACUCGGCUACCAUGUCAUUGGUGCUAGUGUCGAUACCAAGGACUAUGAGAACGAUCAUCCUGAUCUGAUUGGACGUAGUGUGGCCAAGUUUAACCAGGAGCUAGAUCAGGGAGGAACGAUCGUCUUGUCGCAUGACAUUCACGAACAGACUGUGCGAACUCUGACACACAUCAUGCUGGAGGAAGUGUACGAACGAGGGUUGCAGCCUACAACUGUCGGAGGUUGUCUUGGUGACGACGCAUGGUACCGUUAG